GGGGGGGGGCAAUAUUCUAGUAGCAAACCUGGGAGUCUGUCAGCUUCAAAGUGUGUGUAGAAGUACAGUAUAUAAAAUUUUGUAAAUCAAACCUCCUUUGAGCUUCUAUCCUUAAAUAACGCGGGUGGCAGUUGUGCCCAUAAAGAGAAAGAGAGAGAGAUUGUUUGCUUGUUUGUUUGUUUCUUUAUUAUUCAAUUUCCACCCCACCCUUCCUCUCAAAGAAGCCCAGGGAAACACAUACGGUAACUAAACAGUAUAAUUAGAACUACAGCACAUUCAUCCCUCAAAGGAUUCUGGGUACUGUCAUCUCACAGAGUUAUCAUUCCCAACCACCCUUAACAACCUGCAGGGCCCAGAAUUCUUUGAGGGAAAGAGCAAGUUUUGGAUGUGCUUAGAAGAUACAGCCAAAGUUCUGUAUCAGAGUAGACCAUUAAAAAGGCUAGACUAAGGUUACCAGAUUUCCCCCCAAUGAAUCCAGGGACACUUUUCAACUUCCUACUAAAUAGAUUGAUUUUGUCAGGGGAUUGAUUUGUAAAUCUGGAAACUGUCCCCAGGAAUCAGGGACGUCUGGUACCCUUAGACUAGACCCAAGUUAAUUAACUUCAACAGGUCUCCCCUGAGCAUGACUAAAGUUAGAGGAAACCUACAAUAAACAAAAACAUGUAAAAUACUGAGAAAACGAGAACGUCUAAAAAUGUGUGGAAACAGUCAUUCACAGUUGGUAAUGUCAAGGUUGCCGAGAACAGUAUCUCACAGCCAUGUGAUGCUGGGUGAAUAGGAAUGUUUCAAAAUCCCCCUGAAGUUAAUCCUGAGGGGAAAAGAUGGAUGUCAGCCCAGAGAGCAUUCAAAAAAUGAAGUGUCACCACUGAGAAGGCCCUGUCAUGGAUCAACGCCAACUGAGGCCCAUGUUUGUACUAUACAUUUAAGCACUAUGAAGCCACUGUCAUGGCUUCUCUAAUGAAUCUUGGGAGCUGUGGUUUGUUAAGGGCACUAUUUCCCUCCCAGAGCUACAAUUCCCAGAAUCCCUCAUGGAGAGGGAAUGGUUUUUAACCACUCUGCGAACUGCAUAUUACUUGACUGAUAUAUUAAGACUUUUCAGGCUUUGGUACUCUAGGUCUAAGAACUUUGCCGGUGAAUCUCAUUUUUCAAACCAUCUGAGGCAGGAGAGGACCCCUGGACCGCUGGUUGUAAACCACUGCUGUUCUCCUCAUGGGGUUUGUUCUCCCCAUCUGCUCUCUCCUCCCUGCACAUCCUGCACCUCUGAAAAUCAACAUUUUGAGAUUUAUGACCAGCUGUAAUAAAUCUACAGGGGAGAAAAGGCGCUAGGUGGCAGGGGACAGCUUAUAAAAUGAUUUAGGGUGGGUUGGGGGGCUCCAUCCCAUAGAAUCCUUUGCACCCACUUUAAUUUUCAAAAGAGCUCUUUCCUCACAUUGUAGUGCACAGCAAAUGUGCUGCUGUCGACCUGCUGUAGGCCAUGGUGACCAGUUUAUAAGGACCGGUGUUUACAGGCCAAAAGAGCCUCUGUCCUGUGAGAAGGACGGACUCUGCAGCUUGCAGUUGAUGUCGCGGCUGGAAGGAGGCACUCUGGGAACCCUGAGGAAGGAUUAUGUGCCGGCAAAUUCCUCCCCAAGCAGCCUGAAGGAGAGAAUGUGACGGCACCGGCUCGGCCACCCCUGCCUUGCCUCGCAGCAGGUGGAGCCCUGAGGUGGGGUGUGACCUGGGAAUACAUUCUCUCCAGGGGGCAGAUUCCAGUGGCAGGGAGUGGCUGCGAGCAAGCGGGCGACUGGAGACACGAGAAGGCACCGUGAGGCGGGCAGGAGCGAAUCUGGCACUCAGCUAGCUGGAGACAGAGCUCUCUUGCAGGAAAACGUCUGCCGUUCAAGAUCAGAAAUGUCAACACGGGCCCAACCCAAGUCUCUGGGGCGGCUGAGCCGAGAUGCUACCUGCUGACACGGAACAGGAGGCCUCGGCCUCUGGGCGCAGCGUGGGGGUCAAUGAGGCCAUGGACCAGCCUGACGUCAGCUUCCAGCCCGAGGUCUCGGCCCAGCAGCCGGCCUGCAAGGAGGAGGGGCCCAGCGCUGAGCCCAGCGCCCUCGACUGUGUUAUCUGCUUCACCCCUUACGACCGGCUCUUCCGGCUGCCCAAGGAGCUGAGCUGCGGCCACAUCUUCUGCCUCGAGUGCCUGGCGCGCAUCAACGUCUCUUCCGAGGAUGUCAACGCCCUCACCUGCCCCAUCUGCCGGGCCCCCACGGCCUUCCCCUCCCGCAAGGGGUUGCCGGGCCUCCCCACCCGCAGCGACCUCCUGGAGCAACUCUCUUCCAUGCCCACCGUCCCCCCGGGCUCCGUGCGCUUUGACCGUCGCCGGGGGCUGCUCUACCUGCCGGGCAGGGGCCGAGGCGGCACCCCAGCCGGGCCCAAGCCUGGGACUUCCCUCAACACCGUCAGCCUGAGUGUUGAUGUUGGCAGGCCUGCGCCACCAGGAGCCAACCGCAACCUGGCCCUCUCAGGCUGGCCGUUCUACGUGGCCUUGGCGGUCGCCCUCCUGGUUACCAUCGGCUUAAUUACCUGUGGCAUUUACAUAUUUUUGAUGCCGUCCAUGUACACUGUUUCCAUGGGAGGCCCACAUCACAGUAACCAGAGUCUUGGGCCAGGGCCGAACUUGACCUCCAGCUCAGCACAUGGCUCUGUACCCUAGGGCUAAAGAGGGGCGAAGGAGAAAGGGUCCCGCUUGCCCUCUUCCUGUCUUCCAGUUGCCAUUUGUAGCGGCUGCACCACUUGUAGCCUCCGAUUGCACAGCGGCUGCUUGCCUCGCUCAGAAGCAGGAUACUGGGGGAAUUGCCACGUGUCCAAGACUGGCUGAAGCUGUGGAGGCACUUGCACUUUACCAGCUGAAUUGCUGCUUGAAUGACCGGAAGAAUUCCCACCGCAGCCAUCAGGAGCCACGUUGCCUCAAUAUGGCGUAACAUGCCUUAAGUUGCCAUCUAUAAUCUCGUCGCUGCACUCAGAAGCAGGGCAGUCCAGAGAGAACAAAUCCACCUUCUCAAUGCAAAAUGAGUAAAUGAGUGAAUAGGACUAUUGGGUUGGUCCAAGAAGGCGAUGGCAGAACCGCGAGGUGAUAAGACUUUCUGGAGGAAGGGGAUAAGGGGUUGCCUUUUUGGAAUGCUCUCCUGCAUAAAAACAUACCAACCUGCGUAGUAGGAAAACUAGUUCAGCAGCAGGUGGGUGAAGACACAACCUUUCCCUCCUUGAUGUGCUUGAUUUUUAACUUGGGACAAAGGAAAGCAAAUGAAGAUGGGGACCAUAGGGGCACAAUCCACUCUACCAUCUCUGUGUGUAGAGUUUGCAGCAUAGGCUCUAGAUCUUUGGUGGGGGCUGAGGGUGGGGAAGUUAACUUGGCCAGGGGGCCUCUCCCUGAUCAGCCUCACCUCUCUGUUGCUGCCCAUUCACUCACCCUGCCCAUCACGGCCCUGGAGGAGAGGGUAAGGGGAUUGGAGGUGGCUACUUCUCCUUGGACCAGUCCCUGUUCACUUGCUGGGUGAGGGGGUUCCCAGGGCUUUGGGAGUCAGCAGCGGUGGGGUCCUAGCUAGGGAUGUGGGGCCCCAGCAGAUGCUCAGUAAUGCUGACUCCUUGUACCAGGGCAAUGCGAGUACAGCUCCUAAGGGAUGACCAUUUCUCCAACUUAAUUAACAUGCACAAGGAUGAGGACUUGAGAGCCUAAGUGUGCAUGUUUGAAACUUGACAUCAUGUUGGCUCUCUUGAUUCUCACAUUUGCAACCGCUAGCAAGACAGCCAGCUUGCUUUCUGUGUCUUGAACAGCUGCACGGCCAGCAAAAAUUCAAAUUGCAUAGAUGUGGCGAUACGUUGGUGGUAGUGGCUUCACCUGUUAAAUUUCUACCUGCCACACAGCAAUUAAAGGCACAGGAGCCCUGUGGGGGUGGGGGGCAGCCCAGCACAGGAGGAAGGAUAAUCUGGUUUGGAUUUGGGAUUUCUGUCUCCAUCACAGUCGUCAUAACUUGUUAUUGGACUUAGAGGGCAAAAUGGUUACAGGAGAGACCGACUUGGCUCGUUUUUGUGCCUUUUUAAGAUACAGAAAUAAUCUGGUAAAGCACAGAAAUGAACAUGGUUGGCUGCCAGUUUCCUGCAGAUCAGAUUCCUUCAAUGUCACGCCAGUGGGGGUGCCACUCAAGAAUUGGCAACCUGAUUUCGCACCCACUCAAAUUUAGUGCUCCAGCAAAUUGUUUUCCAUUUUAUAUUUCAUGUCUUGCUAGUCUGCGUUGGGCAGCUGGGCAAGAGCCAACAUGACUUCCUCCCUAAGUGAUGCUGCUGGUCCAAAAACUCAGAUAUUCCUCAAAGACAUAACCAUAUUUUUUUAAAAAUGGAAUCUACUACCAGCACAGGCCCACAGGUUUCUAAAGAACCCCUUGAGGAUUUGUUCUGGAUGGAUGAUAUACUUAUUUUUCUCUCCAUAUGGCUUUCCGUGAGCUGAUCAAACUGAUCUCCACUAACUAGAAACCUUGGGACAAAUACUGGAAGCUUGAUUAUGGACACUUCCCAUUGUUUCCCACGGGACUGAUUGAAGGGACUCCUCAAAUAUUUGUCUCCCCCUCCCUCUUUGUCUCCCCUCCCCCAAAUAAAAUUUGUUUUCCAGAA
This is a messenger RNA of Podarcis raffonei (Aeolian wall lizard), 4650 nucleotides long. It is a transcript of the gene RNF225, whose product is annotated as ring finger protein 225. The transcript has 2 exons. Lineage: Eukaryota; Metazoa; Chordata; Lepidosauria; Squamata; Lacertidae. The record is from RefSeq and is a predicted model, not a curated record. Gene Ontology annotation, molecular function: ubiquitin protein ligase activity. The coding region runs from base 1937 to 2695 and encodes 252 amino acids. Gene Ontology annotation, biological process: protein ubiquitination.